This is a messenger RNA of Centropristis striata (black sea bass), 4215 nucleotides long. It is a transcript of the gene sfmbt2, whose product is annotated as Scm like with four mbt domains 2. Lineage: Eukaryota; Metazoa; Chordata; Actinopteri; Perciformes; Serranidae. Gene Ontology annotation, biological process: regulation of DNA-templated transcription. Bases 680 to 3373 code for a protein of 897 amino acids. Gene Ontology annotation, cellular component: nucleus. Gene Ontology annotation, molecular function: histone binding; transcription corepressor activity. The record is from RefSeq and is a predicted model, not a curated record. The transcript is spliced from 22 exons.
GUGGGUAUUUCAUCAAACAAUUGCCUGUAAAAAUGACAGAUUUAGUUCAAUUUGAGCCAUUAACUGAUAUAUAUUGAAGCAGAUAUCUUUAUAAGUCGCAUAGAAAUGUGUAUUUGUUGUGUAACACGCAAACACGUUUUUUUCCGUUGUGUUUUUUGUUUUUCACGACACGCUGAGCAGAUAAUAUGUCCUCGCUGCUGCGCUGCUGCAUAAGCUCUGAGAAGGAGUUGGCUUGGAAAUAUCUCUAGAUGUUUUUUUCGCACAUGCGCAGACGCGAGAUGCCAUAUUGGAACGGGGGCAGCAGCUGAAAGACGUCGCUCGCUCGCUGCGUUGCUGUGUGUGUGUGUGUGCAGGCUCACACGGACGAGGAGAAGAGAGGGAGAGAGAGAGAGAGAGGAGAGAGAGAGGAGAGAGAGAGAGAGGAGAGGAAGAGAGAGAAAAAACAGAGGGGGUCUCGGAGAAGGAGAGGCGACAAAAAAACUUGGACAGGUUGAUGAAAGUGGGUGGAAGUCGGCGAGUGAGUCACUGUGAUGUUACCGCAUGACCUGCUGUAGGACAACCAGCAGGCAAGUGACGAGCAGGAGCUCUUGUUGUGGAGGGAAAGUGAGAGAUGCAGUGAAGAAUAAGCGACACGCCUCAGGUCAAAGGUCAAACGCUGAGCAGGAAGUGGCGGUGCAGGAUGCAGUCUGUGGUCCAGGAGCAGCCGCUGGCCCUCACCGCCCCCAAACACUGUCCCACCAACGGGAGAGAGGAGGAGCUGAAGACAGAUGCAGAGUCGAUGGAGGAGGAGGCGGAGUUUAACUGGGAGGAGUACAUGGAGGAGACGGGGGCCAACGCCGCUCCUCACACCACCUUCAAACAUGUGGAGAUCAGCCUGCAGAGCAGCUUCCAGCCCGGCAUGAAGCUGGAAGUGGCCAAUAAGAGCAGCCCGGACACGUACUGGGUGGCCACCAUCAUCACCACGUGCGGCCAGCUGCUGCUGCUGCGCUACAGCGGCUACGGCGAGGACCGCAAGGCCGACUUCUGGUGUGACGUCAUGACGGCCGAGCUGCACCCGGUGGGCUGGUGCACGCAGAACAACAAGACCCUGAUGCCCCCCGAAGAUAACGUUUACCUAAGAAAAGCCAUCAAGGAGAAAUACAGCGACUGGACGGAGUUCCUGGUCCACGACCUGACCGGCGCCAGGACGGCCCCGGCCAGCCUGCUGGAGGGGCCUCUGAGAGGGAAGAACACGGUGGAUCUGAUCGUGGAGGGUUCGGUUCUGGAGCUCCAGGACGUCUCGGGCCCGUUCCUCUACUGGCCCGCCAGAGUCCUCCAGAACGUCGGAGGGCGACUCCGUCUGCGCUACGCCGGUCUCUCUGAGGACCACCAGGCCCACGACACCUGGGCCUUCUACCUGGACGUCAGGCUCCGCCCCCUCGGCUGGGCCCUGGAGAACCGACUCGCCCUAGAACCGCCUACAGGGCUCAGGUCUCUGAGGAGCGCCUCCGACUGGCAGCAGGCGCUGGAAGACACUCGGCUGGACGCACAGAAGAGCCCGCUGCCGCUGGAGGUGUUCAAGGACCACGUAGACCUGCCCGAGCACUCCUUCAAGACGGGGAUGAAGCUGGAGAUGGUUUCUCCGUGGGAGCAGCUCCACAUCUGCCCCGUUUCUGUCAGCAAGGUCUACAAUGAGCUCUACUUCCAGGUGACCCUGGACGAUCUCUCCGUGGACUCCAAGCCGCGGUUCGUGGUGUGUCACGCUAACUCUGCCGGCAUCCUGCCGGUCCAGUGGUGUCUGAAGAACGGCGUGGCUCUGGAGCGGCCCCGGGGCUACGAGGGCCACGACUUCGACUGGGCCGACUACCUGAAGCAGAGCGGGACCGAGGCGGCGCCCGACGCCUGCUUCCCCGACACAUGGCAGAACAGAGACUUUGCCAAGGACAUGUGGCUGGAGGCGGUGAACCCUCACAGGCCGGCGGAGGUGUGUGUGGCUCAGAUCACACAGGUCAGAGGACGCCUGCUGUGGCUCCGACUGGAAGGUGUGGUGAAGCCUCUGUCAGAGUGCAUGGUGGACGUCGACUCCAUGGACAUCUUCCCCGUCGGCUGGUGCGAGGCCAACGUUUACCCUCUGACCCCUCCUCUCAGACCUGUCUGCCAGAAGCAGAAGAAGAUAGCGGUGGUGCAGCCAGAGAAACAGUUGGCUCCGACCCCGCCGCUAGAGACGAAGCCCGUCAGCCUGUGCCAGCCCGUCACCGUGGAUACAGGCUCGGCCAACGGCAGAUACUGCUGCUCCAAGAUCUUUGUCAACCAUCGCUGUUUCUCGGGACCUUACCUCAACAAGGGACGCAUCGCGGAGCUGCCGCAGGCCGUGGGGCCCGGGAAAUGCACGCUGGUCCUCAAAGAGCUGCUGAGCAUGCUGAUCAACGCCGCCUACAAGCCCGGACGAGUCCUGAAGGAGCUGCAGGAGCUGGAGGAUACGAGCUGGGACAGCCAAGAGGAGACGCUCAAAGCCAAAUAUAAAGGGAAAACUUAUCGCUCCACCAUCCGGCUGGUCCGCCUGGCAGACCAGAUCCCAGACUUCUGCCGCAAGGUGUGCUUGAAGCUGCAGUGCUGCCCGAACCUCUUCAGCCCCGUCCUCGUCACCGACAAGUGCCCGGAGAACUGCUCCGUCCAGACCAAAACCAAAUACACCUGUUACUAUGGGAAGAGGAGGAAGCUGUCCAAGCCGAUGGGAGGAGAGGAGGCGGCGGAGGGAGACCUGGCCAAGCCGGCGCGCCGCAGGAAGAAGAGGAAAGCUAUCUUUGUGCAGAAGAAGAGACGCUCGUCCGCCGUGGACUACACUCCUGCUGGCUCACCGCAGGACAGCGAGGAGGACGAGGAGCUGGCGUUGCAGUCGGGCAGUGAAGGCACCAGCUCGGAGCCGCGCGACGACCACACCGACGCCUCCUCGGUGGAGGUGACCAGCAGCCGCCCUCGCCGCGCCGCAACGCUGCGCCGGGCCUUCAGCGCCGGCAGCACGACGGGCGGCCAGGAGGCCCCCGAGGGCCGCCGGAGGUCGACUCGCUCGCUGUCGGCGUACAACCAGAACAACAAGUACCAGCCGCCCAAAGGACAAGACAUGCAGGUGGAGGAGGAGGAGGAGGGUCAGCUGGUUUUGGACAGAAAUCCUCUGGAGUGGAGCGUCGAUGAAGUCGUUCAGUUCAUCAACUCGACUGACUGUGCUUCACUGGCCAACAUCUUUCAGGAGCAGGACAUUGACGGCCAGGCUCUGCUGCUGCUGACUCUGCCCACCGUACAGGAGUGUAUGGACCUGAAGCUCGGCCCCGCCAUCAAACUGUGUCACCAGAUCGAGCGUGUGAAGGUCGCCUUUUACAGACAGUACGCCAACUGAUCAACCAGCAGCAGCGAGGCCAGUGGAGAGAAGUGUUGGAGUUCUGCACGACUGGGAAACGUUGGAUUAGCUGCCUCCUGGUGGGAAGUUUUGUGGAAGUCGAUGUGGAUUUUUUUACGGAUUUCCAACGUGCAAGACGAGGAGAUAUGUUCUGGAGAAGCACAAACUAACAGGAGAAGCUUUCACGACGAGACACUGAAGGAUUAAUUUACCGUCUGUGUGAAAAUGUGAUGCAGUUCCCACAAAAACGUCCCGAUGGCGCCUCCGGCAGAACAACACACAUCUGUGAAGACGUUAUUAUGAGAAGCUGAGGACUCUGUCCUGAAGACAUUUGUGUUUAUUUCUUACUUUUCAUUUUACAUUUUAUUUGUGAUAGAGGAGCAUUAUAGCAUUUAAGUUAAAACAAAUAAUAAUUAUUGACCAGAAAGAGUUUCCCCCCCUUUUUUUGUGUGACAUGAUUGGUUCCCGAAAAAGUAUAUUUGAAAGUAUUUACCAACCCAAGAAGUAAUAUAUUUGAAAUAUUUAUUGUGAUCCUAAUUUAUAAGGAGUAAUCUAUUUGGAUUUAGAGAAAAUAAUUGAUGAGUUAUACAAUAACAUGAACUCCUUUUUCUGCUGAAACAAAGCCCUAAAAGAUAUUUCACCAGGAUUUGUAUUUAUUUAGAUUUACACCUCAGUUUGUGUUUAAGGUGAGAACAACACGCUCUGAAACACUUUGUGUUGUGUUGCUCUCUUCUCAUUGUUACAAUCACAUGAAACAAUCAUGUAAGCUAUUUUGUGUCCAUCUAUGCAAAUGUGUUGCAGAUAUUUUUGAUAAGUAAGAAAAUAAAUUUCUAUUGAUUUUU